AAAUUGUGCAUCCUUUUAAAAGAGGGAGAGACGCCUGUCCCAGAGUCUCUGCUACACUGCAAACAGAACUGUCCAAGGCCACAUCAUCCAAGAAACACAAGGAAGACAAAAGACAACUCCAAAGAGUUUUCAUCAUUCGUGGAUUUUGUACCAGAUAUAGAUUGAUUGAUUGGGGAUUUGGUAUUCAUGGAGCCUCUAUUCGGUAAGCUGCUAAAAUCUUGACAUCACCUCCAAAGUUCUAGUUUCCCAGUUUACUACUCAAAAGCAACAGAAAAGGUUGAAUUUUUAUCAUGCUUAAGUAGGGGUACUCUAUUGCGAUUGCACCCCGAAUCCGUAUCAAAGAUUUGCUUUUUCUUGUGUCUUCAUUAAUUAAAUCCAAUUGGGUUUCUUGUAAAUGCGAGAAGGGAAGGAAAUAUGGGUCCAUUACUUGUUCGCGUUAAUCUCUGAGCUGGGCUUGUCCUCAAGCUGGGCAAUAUCGGCAAAUGGUUUCUUGAAAGCAGCAAACUAUUAGUGGUAGAAAUUAAGCUCAGGGACUUCGAGAAAAUUGAGGAGGAAAGUUAUGGUCUUUUGGUGCUAAAAAUGCCUUGGAUUCAAUCCGGAAGUAAGAUUAGUCCUGCAAUUCUUUUCAUUAUUGUGAUAUUAGCAGUUGUAUUUUUCAUCUCUGGUCUGCUGCACUUGCUUGUAAGGUUCCUCAUGAGGAGGAGGUCAUCACAAAAUUCUCAAUCUAAUGGAUAUCCUGAUUUGUCUGGUUCUGAAGCUUACCAGAGACAGUUACAACAGCUAUUCCAUCUUCAUGAUUCAGGUCUAGAUCAAGCCUUUAUUGAUGCUUUACCAGUUUUUCUUUACAAAGAUAUAAUGGGCUUAAAAGAGCCGUUUGAUUGCGCUGUUUGCCUCUGCGAGUUCUCAGAGCAAGAUAAGUUAAGGUUGUUACCACUAUGUAGCCAUGCUUUCCAUAUAGAUUGUAUAGACACAUGGUUAUUGUCAAAUUCAACUUGCCCACUUUGCAGAGGGACCCUUUUCAGCCCUGAAUUUUCCGUUGAAAAUCCAGUUUUUGAGUUUGAUGAAUCAAGAGAUGAAGACUGGGUGGUUUCAGGGAACGUAGGCGUUGCUGUUCCUUGUGGUCCUAAGCCAUCUGAGGCUGAAAAUAGUAUUAAUGAAAAGAGGGUGUUUUCAGUUAGGCUUGGCAAAUUUAGGAACACAAGCCCAAACGAUUGUGCAAGAGGUGAAGAUAUUGAAGUGGGAGAGACUAGUAACAGUAAUUUGGAUGCAAGAAGAUGUUUUUCAAUGGGUUCUUUCCAGUAUGUAGUUGCUGACUCAGAAUUGCAAGUUUCUUUGUGUCACAAGAGACCUAGAGGUAAUGGUCUUGAUCCGAGGCUACAGAAAGCCAAGGAGAAAGGUGGACAGAAUGGGAAUUCCUUGAAUGAUGAGGAUAUCGAAGGGAAGAAGAUAAACAUGAGAAGUAAAGGUGAAAGCUUUUCUGUUUCCAAGGUCUGGCUGUGGUCCAACUCCAACAAAGGGAAAUUCCAGAAUUCUACAGAGAACCAGAUUUCCAGUUCAAUUAAUGUAAGUUUGCCAUGGACUGCCAGAACUCACAAGUCUAUAGCAAGAUGCCCUUAGGACUCCCUUUUUUUUUCUUUUUUUUUUUCCCUUUCUGGUCUGCUACUUUGAGUUCAUUUUUCCACACCAUUUUAACCAUCAAUAAAAGCUUUAGUUACUAAAGCUUUUGCUUUCUUCUUUUCCCUUUUGAUUCUUUUUGUGUGGUCUACUACCAAUGGAAUGAUGCGUCUUUUCUCAUCACUUUGUGGUCAGAUGGCAAACAUUUACUACUUUAUCUUUCAUUCAAA
Coffea eugenioides is the source of this 1844-nucleotide messenger RNA. Its product is annotated as RING-H2 finger protein ATL46-like. Bases 580 to 1617 code for a protein of 345 amino acids. Lineage: Eukaryota; Viridiplantae; Streptophyta; Magnoliopsida; Gentianales; Rubiaceae. The record is from RefSeq and is a predicted model, not a curated record. The transcript has a single exon.